AGGGAAACAAAAGUUUCAUCCAAUUUCACAACACCAGCGGGGGAAUAUUAUAAAAAUAUUGCUUUCAUUACGUUUUAUGCUUUGGUAACCUCUCGCUUCAGCCUCUCCAUUCUUAAUUAAGGUCAAACAUGUGUGCACAAACAUAAUGUAAACCCUCACAGGAACAGUGCAGUACACACAAACAUAGCUUCAAGACGAGAGAACCAGGGGGGAGAGUCAGUAAUAAUGAGAGAUAAUGAGACCGUGGGAGGAGGAGUAGUUCCAGAGAACACAAAGUGGGCAUGAGGGAGAGGACGAGAGGAAGCAGGAGAAAGUCGGGAGAAGACGGUCGAAGGCGAGGGAGGAGAAAGCGUCAUCAGAUAUUACAUAAUCACUUUUUAUUCACCCGGACACGCAACGACAGACUAUAGUUCUGCAUUUUAUGAUCUGAAUAUCGGUCAGCGAUGCCUCUCGGCAGCUCCAUCCGAAGGCGAUUCGCCCACCUGCGUUCAACCUUGAGGUGGAGCACUGGGCACCUGUUCAGCAAGGGAUCGACGAGGUCCUGCAAGAGUGUGGAGAUAAGGCGAAAGCAGUCGCGGAGUCAGAGUGUGGUUCAGGCCAUGGAGGAGAGCUAUGAGGUGGACCUGGUCUACAUCACAGAGAGGAUCAUCUCUCUCUGCUUCCCCGCCGGCGCCGAGGAACGCAGCUACACCACCAACCUCAAGGAGGUGGCGACGAUGCUGCGGUCCAAACAUGGCGAGCACUAUCUGGUGCUCAACCUGAGCGAGUGGAGGAGCGACUUAACAAAGUUAAACCACAAGGUUCUGGAGUUUGGCUGGCCAGACCACCACGCACCGGCGCUGGACAAGAUCUGCAGCAUGUGCAAGGCCAUCGACACGUGGCUCAACGGAGACCCGCGCAACGUAGUGGUACUACACAACAAGGGUAACCGAGGUCGAACGGGGGUGGUCGUGGCCGCGUACAUGCACUACAGCAACAUAUCCGCAAGUGCUGACCAGGCGUUGGACAGAUUCGCCAUGAGGCGCUUCUACGAGGACAAAGCACUUCCUGUGGGUCAGCCGUCACAACAAAGGUAUGUCCGAUACUUCAACGGCCUUCUGUCCGGACACAUAAAAAUCAACAACAAGCCGCUGUUCCUGCAUCACGUUAUCAUGCACGGCAUUCCCAACUUUGAGUCCAAAGGAGGCUGCCGUCCUUUCCUGAAGAUCUACCAGGCAAUGCAACCAGUCUAUACGUCAGGAAUAUACAACGUGCAAGGAGACAGCAACACCAGCAUCUGCAUCACGAUUGAACCCGGCCUGCUCCUGAAGGGAGACAUCCUGUUGAAGUGUUACCACAAGCGGUUCAGGAACCCGACCAGAGACGUGGUGUUCAGGGUGCAGUUCCACACCUGCGCCAUCCACGACCUCGGCGUCGUUUUCGGGAAGAGCGAGCUCGACGAGACCUUCAAAGGUAACUGUCCUCUGGAUGAGCGCUUCCCAGAGUACGGGAAGGUGGAGUUUGUCUUCUCAUACGGACCCGAAAAAAUCAAAGGCCUGGGCCACCUGGAGAACGGGCCGAGCGUUUCUGUGGACUACAACACCCAGGACCACCUGAUCCGCUGGGACUCGUACGAGAGCUUCAACCAGCGCUGUGAGGACACCGUGGACGGCGAGCACGAUGUCGUUCACACCCAAGGUCCACUUGAUGGAAGCCUAUAUGCCCGAGUCCGCAAGAAAGACUCCCUGGAGGGAGUUGUCACCAUCAAUGGCCUCCCAGUCCAUGAAAAUCCCUUGACCAAUGCAGAGAACCCGCUACAACAAACCAACCACCCUCUCCAAACCACCGACCAGACCCUUCCUGUGACAGGCCACGCCUCCCUCCCUGCCGUCGACCACACUCUCUCCGUGAGCAGCGACUCAGGCAACUCGACCGCGUCUAUCAAGACCGAUCGUACCGACGAGCACAGCCAGUCUGUGCAGAGCGCCGCAAAUCACAACAACCCGACAGCGACCAACCCGCCACUCAGCCCGCAGGAGAAAAGAGAGCUCGACCAGCUCCUGAGCGGCCUCGAGGCGCCGGCUCUUCAACGGCAAGCCUACCUGUCCACGUCCACCAGUCCAGGCGGAGGUGUCCGACACCUGGUCCCAGCGCAGGUUCACGUCAACGGGGGCCACACAAGAUUAGUUGGCGCCCCUUCAACAGAGGAACGCGAGACAGAUAUUCUCGACGACGAGCUGCCCAAUAGCCAAGAGGGCAACAGCGUGGACAGCUUGGGCACGCUCUCAUCUCUAGAGGGCCAGGCAACGCCGGGUGACCUCUACUACCGAUCACAGACUCCCAUCAGCAGGCAGAACGACGGACCCUACCUUGAGAGAGGUGUUCUUGGGGAAAAGUUAAGCGAGAUGCCUGUGCAUGGAGUACGAACUCCCACGGCGAUGCAAGAGAGAUCUGUGGACUCUGCAUCGCCACAGGGGGGAUACAACAACUACCAGAACGGAGGUGGGAUGUACCGUUCACAGUCCUUUGGGAAUCCACCAGCUGGCAGCCCUGAGACCAACCCUAAGCUGAUGCCCAGGGCCCCAGAGAGGAGCACCAGUAGCCGGGAGGCUGUCCAAAGAGGUCUCAAUAACUGGCACCAGCAUAGUCUCCCAGAUGAUCCGUUUGGCCCUCCUCUUCAGUCGACCCAUAGCUUGCCCCACUUCCCUGCCUCACAGCGGGACAUCGAGCAGUCCAUUGAGGCGCUCAACAUGCUCAUGCUCGACCUGGACCCAAUCAACUCCCACAUGUCCAAAUCCCACAGCGCACCUCCUGGGGAGAACAACCUCAGUUCAUCCCAGGCGCCCUUCUCCCAGACCCUUGCAAGACCCUCAUACCAAGCAGACUCCGCCAUCCACGGUUACAACAACUCCGGGUCUGUCAACAGCUCCUUCAAUCAGCCCAUGCGGUCAACUGGGAGAGUCUCAACGAUGCCCAACCAGAGCCCAGUUAUGGAGUCCCCGGCGUAUUCUCCCCAGAGGUCCCACGCUGGCUACCAACACCAAAACACCACCCCGACACACACCCCAGAGCCCUACCUCCACACACGCCAAGCAGCCCACCACUACCCCAACGACCCCUCCGCUAAUUUCAACCAGCAGGUGCCAGUGAAACCUGCGAACUCGUACCAAGGCGGCGUGGUUUCCCACUCCCCGGACCUGCAGGGUUCGUCUCCUUAUCCAGGCUACAGUGCCUCUUCCUCACCUCUCCCCACACUCACCCCUCAGCCCAAGGAUACAUCUUCUACAUCCUUGCCCAGAGAGCAAGAUGCAGAGGAGGAGACGCUAAACUUGGAGGGCCUGGUGGCUCACCGCAUCGCAGAGUACAACGCUCGUAUUCGUGGCAUCAGUGAAAGCAUGACAUCGCAACAAUCUGACCGCCACCGCUCCUAUUCCUUCUCUGGGGUUCGCUCCAGAGGAAUGACCCCAGAAGUGACACAGGAGACCGGCCGGCGCCGCACCACCAGCGAGGGCCAGUAUCAGAGCAGCCACGAUAACAUGUCGACGGAUUCACCGGACUUCGCCCACAAUCUGGCGCUCAACCCGGGAGGAAGACCCAGAGAGGGUCCCAUGCACAGCUACCGGGAGGCGUUCGAGGACGACGAGGCGGAAGGUUUCGCCAACAGUCCCACCUUCGGAGGCGGUGGUGAGAAUUCCCCCCAGACCCCCAGCUUCCCCGUGUCGCCACAGACUCCUUACUUCAACAUGUCUCGCUCUCCUCCAGGUUUGGCCAAGACUCCUCUGUCGGCGCUCGGCCUGAAGCCUCAUCAACAGGGCGGAUCAGACUCUGACUCUAAUGACGGAGAUCAAGACAAUCGCAAUUUCGGGGACUCGAGAGGGCAAACGUUCAACGCUCCUCUCUCCUCCAGCAGUCCCGUCCACGGUGCUGACGGGAGGAGGAUUGCUUCUUCCGAUGUUGCCCCAAUCAGCCCCAACCCCUCCUACCCCAACAGACCUGCGUCCCCUGAGGGCUCCCAGGUCAACAUCAUGGGCGUCCACACCGUCCCCGGCAGCCCCAACACCCUCCACCGCACAGUGGCCACCAACACGCCUCCGAGCCCGGCCCUCCAGAGACGCCUCGGUCAAGCAAGCCCCUCACUGGCAAGACACCCACCUCCAGUUGUCCCUUCGAGCCCCCUGAUAGGCCGAAACCCCAAAACGGCAGGCGUGCCGCAGAGCCCGAUGAUGGGGCGCCGCACGGUGCCGGGCGGCCACAGCACGCCUGACGAGCUGAGGGCCGCUUCCCGUCAGGGGAGUGCGAGCCAAACGCCCUCGACGCCCGCCUUCCCCGUCUCCCCGCAGCUGCCGGAGAAGAGGCACAUGUCCAGCGGAGACGCGGAGAGGACCGACAACAAGAACCUGACGCCGGUCAGCGGUGGCAGCACGCCAAACCUGUCGGGCACGCACACGCUCCCGGACGUCUCGAAGUCCAUAUACGACGGUUACCCAGACAUUAAGAUGAACGUCAAGUUCGUCCAGGACACGUCCAAGUACUGGUACAAGCCGGACAUCUCCAGAGAGCAAGCCAUCAAUCUGUUGAAGGACAGGGAGCCCGGGGCGUUCAUCAUAAGGGACAGCCAUUCCUUCCGCGGCGCCUACGGCCUGGCCAUGAAGGUGGCGUGCCCCCCGCCGACCAUCCAGCAGAACAAAAAAGUUGGUGACUUGACUAACGAGCUGGUGAGACACUUCCUGAUUGAGACGAGCGCCAAAGGCGUCCGGCUGAAGGGUUGUCCCAAUGAGCCCUACUUUGGUUGUCUUUCCGCUCUGGUUUACCAACACUCCAUGACUCCGCUGGCUCUGCCCUGUAAGCUGAUGAUCCCCGCCAAAGACCCGAACGAAGAGGCGCUGGAACUGGCCACGCCGACUGAUCCGGUGGUUGAGCUUCUGAAGCAGGGAGCAGUUCAGAAAGUUCCCGAGGACGCUCAUGCGUGCAACGUUCUGUACAUCAACUCCGUGGACAUGGAGUCUCUCACGGGGCCUCAGGCCAUCGCCAAGGCGAUCAGCCAGACGUUGGCGACCAACCCUCUGCCCGCCGCGACCACCGUCCACUUCAAAGUGUCGACGCAAGGCAUCACGCUGACCGACAGUCAGAGGAAACUUUUCUUCAGACGACACUAUCCCAUCAACACGGUAACCUACUGUGACACGGAUCCCCAGGACAGAAAGUGGGGCAAAGAAGGAGGCGGCUCAGUGAGGCUUUUCGGAUUCGUCGCGAGGAAACAAGGAAGCACAACAGACAAUGUCAGCCACCUGUUUGCCGAGCUGGACCCGGAUCAGCCCGCCUCCGCCAUCGCCAGCUUCGUCUCCAAAAUGAUGAAGCGGUGAAAACUCCUCAACGUCCAAACGGCAGCGGCCGUCUUGAAAUCUUCCGUCAUCGUUGGUGUCUUUUUUCGCCAGGACUCGAUGAUUUUUCUUUUUGUUUGUUUCCUGUCGGUUUCUUUCUGUUUCUCUCUCUCUCUCUCUCUCUCUCUUUGUUUCUCUCUGCCUUGCCGGUUUGCAAGAGUCUCUAUUUGAAGGAUUUGUUUGUGGAUCCAGAGUGGAGCUAGUGGACGUGUGUGGUGUGGAGCUGUGAACGUGACAGACGUGGACGCAUCGAAGGGAGAGAAUUUUAAUUGGCUAGAAGAAGAAUCUAGCUAAAGACUAAAGGAACAAUGCAAAGUUCAGUCGGGGAGCACGCGAGGACUCGUACGUACGUUUCAGGGUUUUCUGUUUCUCGUUCUUUUGUCGAUUGAUUUACCAAAGGUAGUUGCAACACAAGUGCAAGAAUGAUGUAGCUGUUAAGCCAUUAUUAUUUCCUCUUUUCAAAAGAUGAACAAACAAACAGACAAAAAAAGAAAAGAACAAAAAAGAAAAAGAAGUUUCUUCUCGAACUCGUCUUCAGGAAAAAAGUCGGCCUCGAUGGCUUUUAGCAAAACAGUGUCUGAAGACCUUAUGCAUGUUAGCUUGAUCUUUAAGCUCGGUUCUUCUACCUUCCACAAAAAAAAAAGUCGUUGUGAAAUCCUUAGAGUGCUCAUUUUUCUCCGGGUCUGUUGUGUGUCGGAAAGGGCUCUGCAGUGGACUGAUCUUUUAAAAAAAUUAAAAAAAUUAAAAACUGCGCAUAGCAGACCAGACUCACGACAAAGAAAAGAAAAAAAGAAAAACACGCUGAGGUCACCGCACUUCGUGUCAGUGCAGCCACGCUCGCAUCACCUCCCGGUCCGAGCCUGACCUCUCUCUCUCUCUUUCAGUUCAUGAGAGAGAGAGAGAGAGGAGGACUGUCCACGAGAUGGCGCCACUCCUUCAGGCUUGGACCUCCCUUCCCUUCCUUCCUUUCCUUCCUUCCUCUCUUCGCCCAUCACCAACUGCUUGCAGUAGUGGAUCUGUUGAUAGACGCUGCCACUGAAACACACUGGAAACCACCAGGGACUUGGCCCGACCUGGACCUAUGCACUGUUCUUUAUGCAUGUUGUUGUCCUUUUAACAAAAAAAAGAAAAGAAAGAUUGCACCGUCCCCCGUCCCCCUCAUUAGCUACAUUCAACAUCACUGAAAACAUUCUGCUUUGUGCUAAAAAAAAAACCUAAAAAAAACCUUUUUAGACGAGUAAACGCGGCGAGGUCGCACGACUUGUCAAAGACUGCAUGAACUAGACAAACACUUUUUGUACUCUUCUCAGAGAGUCCUGAAAAAGAAGUUAGACCCAUUGUUGAAGUAGUCACAUGAUGGUGAGAUGUUUCUGUUUUUACUUCUUUUCUUUCAUUUAUUUUGAUUCUUUUUGGUCCGUUUGAGCCGCCAGGGUUACCUUUCACUGUAUCGAGGACAGUUCUCUUGUGUUUUUUUUUUUUUUUUUUAAGUUGUUUUGGUUCCACAGUGUCGUCAAAAUUUACAUUUAGAAACCUUUUAGGGCAAAGGAGCAAGAAAAAAAACAGAAACACACACUGUGCGCAAAUGCCUGCUUGUUGAACACACGCUCAACCAUUCACAAUAAGCUAAGGAAAAUUGAUAUUGAUAUAAAUGUACAUAGAUAUACUACUUUGAAAGGUGACAUAGCGAAAAAGUAUUUAUUUUUGUUGCUUUGGUCCCUCAUGAUUACUCAUAUAUACAUAUAUUGUACAGUCUAGAUAAAGAAGAUUACCUAAAAAGGGGUUGAGAAAAAAAAUAUAUACUUAUUUUGGCUAAUGAUUUCAAAGUCUGACGAUUUUGAAAUGUGUUUGAAUAUAUGGUGUACAUUACUUUGUACAUGUAUAUGUUUGUUUUUGGCUCGUCAUGUUUCUUUUUUUUGUUUUUCAUCUUUGCGUUCUCUCUGAACGAGGUUAGGGCAUGAACGAGAUAGAAGAAGAAGAAGAAGAAGCCAAGAGUCUGAAUUUUGCAUGGACAGAAGCAUUUUUGAGUGCAGCAGCAGAAAAAGAAACGCACUCGCAGACGCAAAGAGAAGAAGAAAAAAUACAAAGCGUCGUAGCCGGUAGAUGUUAAAGGUUCAAACUUUCGAAUAAAAAGGGAAGCAGCCGACCUCAAAAUGCAAUAUGAAAACUAGCCGUAUGCACCCAUGACCGAUUAUGAUUUUUGCCAAAGAUUCAAACACUUUAUCGAUGAUGCUGACUGGCUGCAUGUUUCCAUGUUUGUGUUUCACACUUCUUUUUUGUUUUGUUUUUUACACGUUUAGCAGCAGAUUUAAGGAACACGUGGACUCGAGGCGACAGAAGCACGGACGUGUUUGCCUCCAUCGCCCGCGUGGCGCCCCACAAAUUGGGAAAGAAAAGUGUGUAAACGAAGCACUUAUAACUCACAAUACCAAAAGAGGAGUGACAUAAAUUCCAUGUGGGUGUCAGCGCUGGAGGUAAAUAAAGUUAGACGCGUCUCACCGUGAUGCUAAAAAAGCUCGACAGCUGCAGCUUUGUCAGACUGCCAAAGUGUGUGUGUCUUCUCUGGCCUCUCUCUCUCUCUCGAAAAAAAAAAGAUUUAUUUAUUCUUAUUUAUUCUUUUUUUUUUUUUUUGUUUUCCCGACAUGUUUUUAAUAAAAGAAAAAAAAAGAUCAAAUCUCGUUUCAUCGUCGCAUCAUCGCAGAUUUUAACGGUUACCGGAGGAAUGUACGGUGGCGCUUUAUUGAAAGCAACAAAAAGGUACAGUGCACUUAAGAUCGACUACUAACAAAGCUUUGUGCCAUUUUUAGUCAUUCGGAGGAGACAAAAAAAUUUAAUUCUCUCUAUAUAUAUUUAAAAAAAAUGAAAUUUUGCAUUGUACCUGUUGGCUUUGAGUCAAGAGUUGCCUUGUUUCAGUGAAAAAGAAGUGAUCUCUGUGACCCCGAUGUACAGAUGGGACUUGUUGUAUGAAUGUGCUACUUACGGAUGUACAGAAGGGUCUCAGAUUUUGUUUGCGCUUAUCAUUUACAUUAUAUUGUCAUGGCUUACCUGUUCCUAAGGAGAAAAAAAAAACAUUAAAGCAAUACAAAUCAGUUACA
Molecule: messenger RNA, 8452 nt
Organism: Larimichthys crocea (large yellow croaker)
Lineage: Eukaryota; Metazoa; Chordata; Actinopteri; Sciaenidae
Gene: tns1a
Product: tensin 1a
Exons: 31
Coding region: 444-5342 (1632 amino acids)
Biological process (GO): fibroblast migration
Cellular component (GO): focal adhesion
Molecular function (GO): protein binding
Source: RefSeq, a predicted model, not a curated record